This is a messenger RNA of Arabidopsis lyrata subsp. lyrata, 2368 nucleotides long. RefSeq names its product putative BTB/POZ domain-containing protein At3g08660. The transcript has 4 exons. The record is from RefSeq and is a predicted model, not a curated record. NCBI's taxonomy places the organism in Eukaryota, Viridiplantae, Streptophyta, Magnoliopsida, Brassicales, Brassicaceae. The coding region runs from base 295 to 2136 and encodes 613 amino acids. Gene Ontology annotation, molecular function: protein binding.
CAAUUAGUUUAUUUUUUACAUCCGAUUUAGGAAAGUAAAUAGUUAUUCAAAACCAAAGAUGACAAAAAUAAAAGGGCAAAAACUAUUACCGCCGUAAUGCUUUUUAUAUAAAGCUUGUCCUCUUGAGCACUCGAGAAUCUUUUUUCUCCGCUACUUUCUUUCUUCUCAAGAAUGCGUUAGCGUCUUUGUCUGCACACAAAGCAAAAGCAGAGAGACAGGUCUGUGAAUCCCAAAACUCUAUUCUCUGUACUAUCGAUUCUCCCGGGGAUCUGGUGAGUUAGAUAGAGAUUCACGAUGGGUACUAGUAUGUCAGACAGCCCUCUGUCUCUUUCUUCUUCCUCUCCUCCUAGUAACAGUCGCUCCCCUGUUCCUCCAACUUUCUCCACUCGCAUAUUCUCUGAUGUUGCGGGUGACAUCAUUGUUGUUGUCGAUGGAGAAUCAUUUCUGCUUCACAAGUUUCCGUUAGUAGCUAGGAGUGGAAAGAUGAGGAAGAUGGUGAGAGAUCUUAAGGACUCUUCAUCUAUGAUUGAGCUCAGAGAUUUCCCUGGUGGACCUCCGUCGUUUGAACUCGCCAUGAAAUUUUGCUACGGCAUUAAUUUUGAGAUCACUGCCUCCAACGUGGUAGCUCUUCGUUGCGCUGCUGGUUAUCUCGAGAUGACUGAGGACUAUAAAGAAAUGAACUUGAUCUUUCGAGCAGAGAAUUACCUCGACCAGAUCGUUUUUCGCAGUUUCCAUGAAUCUGUCCUAGUACUUUGUUCCUGCCAGACGCAAGAGAUUGCUGAAACAUAUGAAAUUCCUGACCGGUGCAUGGAGGCCAUCACCAUGAAUGCUUGCAGAAACCAGUUAGUAUCAUGUUUAUCAGAGGAGCUCAAGGGGAGAGAUUGUCUUGAGUUGUGGACUGAAGAACUCUCUGCUCUUGGUAUUGAUUACUACGCCCAAGUUGUAUCUGAGAUGGCGAGAUUAGGCGUGCGGUCAGAGAGUAUCGUCGCUUCUCUGGUGCAUUACGCUAAAACAUCAUUAAAGGGUAUCAUCAAUCCAAACUGCCAGGAGCAGAGGAAAAUCAUUGAAACCAUGGUUACCCUUUUGCCGAAUAACGAAAAAGGAUCUUAUUCUUUAUCAACUAUUCCUCUCAGUUUCCUCUUUGGAAUGCUUAAGGUCGGAACUAUAAUAGAUAUAGAGAUCUCUUGCAGGCUCGAGCUCGAGCGUAGAAUCGGGCAUCAGUUAGAGAUUGUAUCUCUCGACGAUCUGCUAAUACCUUCUGUCCAAAACGAAGAUUCAAUGUACGAUGUGGAUACUGUCCACAGGAUACUCACAUGCUUUCUUGAGAGGAUUGAGGAGGAAGAUGAAGAAUGUGGUUACGAGUCGGAUUCCACGGGACAGCACAGUUCAUUGCUGAAAGUGGGACGGAUCAUGGAUGCUUACUUGGCUGAGAUCGCACCGGAUCCAUACCUGAGUCUACUCAAGUUCACGGCCAUUAUAGAGACAUUACCCGAACACUCACGUAUCAUAGACGAUGGAAUCUACAGAGCCAUUGAUAUGUAUCUCAAGGCUCAUCCAUUAUUGACAGAAGAAGAAUGCAAGAAGCUAUGCAAAUUCAUUGACUGCAAGAAACUGUCACAAGAAGCAAGCAACCACGUGGCACAAAACGAUCGGCUUCCUGUACAUAUGGUGGUUCGAGUGCUUUACACAGAACAGUUGCGACUGAAGAAAGCUCUGUCCGGAGAUUCGGAAGAAGGGUCGUGGGUUUUGUCGUCUGGAGUACAAAGCCGAGCGGUUUCCCCAAGAGACACGUAUGCAUCGUUGAGGAGAGAAAACAGAGAGCUGAAGCUGGAGAUAUCGAGGAUGAGAAUGAGGGUGAGCGAGUUAGAGAAACAACAUAAUUUGAUGAAACAUGAGAUGAUGGAGAAGUCCGGUAGUAAUAGUGGAACCUUCUUGACGUCAUUGUCCAAAGGAAUCGGAAGGAUCGCGAUAUUCGGCGGAGAAAACCGGGAAAAGGUUAACCGGAAAUCAAGGUCGGUAUCGGAGAGAAAAACAAGUAGAAGGGAUUACAUAAAAACGUCACCGUUUAAGGGGUUGCUAUCUAAACGGAGACAAGUCAUGUGUAGCGGGAGGUAUAAUGGGCCGGGAGGAGUGUGAAGUAGGCCCAUUAAAGAACAAAGAAGGUCUCGUUUUCAGCCUAUAAAAACAAGGAAAACAUGGGAAUAAAUGGGGUCGGGUCCGAGCCGUCUUUGUCCAAAAUUAUCCCGAUAAGAAAUUUUUUUAUAAAAGUAUUUUUUUUUUGUCUAAAAAAGAUUCAAUACAGUAAAAAAAAAUGUUUUAUGCGUUGUUCGUUGUUACGGUUAUUUAGUGUAAAUUUGUUUUUUUUUUU